This is a messenger RNA of Aphis gossypii (cotton aphid), 4494 nucleotides long. RefSeq names its product ATP-binding cassette sub-family C member 4-like. Lineage: Eukaryota; Metazoa; Arthropoda; Insecta; Hemiptera; Aphididae. Gene Ontology annotation, biological process: transmembrane transport. The coding region runs from base 196 to 4245 and encodes 1349 amino acids. The record is from RefSeq and is a predicted model, not a curated record. The transcript is spliced from 26 exons. Gene Ontology annotation, molecular function: ABC-type transporter activity; ATP hydrolysis activity; ATP binding. Gene Ontology annotation, cellular component: membrane.
GUUCUAAAGUGAUAUAUUAUUAGUUUUAUACUACCUACUAAUAGUCUUCAACGUGUGUAACUUCUAAUUCAUUUAUAAUCAAACUAUUCAAGUUAUUUAAUUAUUGUUUGGCUUUUUACAUAAGUCUGUGCAACACUGAAGUCUAUAUAAUAUUAUAUUUAAAUUAUUAGCUACUUAUAUGCAAUUUGGUUAAAUAUGGACUCUGGUAAUAAACAAAAACUGCCUUCACAUCCUAGAGUCAAUGCAAAUAUUCUUGAAAUCCUCACGUUUGGAUGGAUUUACAAACUUUUCAAAACUGGAAAUAAAAGAGAUUUAGAAGUAAAUGAUUUGUAUACAACACUAAAUGAUGACUUAUCAUCAUCAUUAGGCAAUGAAUUAGAAGAAAAAUGGAAAAUUGAGCUCGCUAAUGCAAAAAAGGUGAAUCGGUCGCCAAGCUUAACAAAAGCUUUGAUCAGAACAUUUGGAUUAAAGUUUAUGUUAUAUGGAUUUUUUCAAUUAAUCGUCGAACUUGUUCUAAGAAUGUUACAACCAUUAUUCAUUGGUGGACUGUUAUCAUAUUUUAACCCCAAUAAUCUUUCCAACAACACACAUAAUAUAGACUAUGCGUACAUGUAUGCAACAUUUUUGUCAUUAAACAUGCUAGUUACACUAGUUAUGUAUCAUGCAAUACAAAUAGAAAUUUUACAUAGCGGAAUGAAAAUGCGUAUCGCCUGCUGUUCAAUGAUAUUUAAAAAGGCAUUGCGGCUAAGUAAAACGGCUCUUGGUGAAACUACUGCUGGCCAAGUAGUAAAUUUGUUAUCAAAUGAUGUAAAUCGGUUCGAUUCUGUAGUAAUAUUUCUCCAUUACCUAUGGAUAGGUCCUUUACAAACACUUAUAAUCACAUAUUUUUUGUGGCAAGAAAUUGGAGUGUCAUCAAUAGUUGGAGUAGCGACAUUACUUUUGGUCAUUCCAUUACAAGGUUGGAUAGGAAAGAAAAUUUCUGAAUAUCGAUUAAAUACAGCCAAUAGGACCGAUGAGAGAGUACGUUUGAUGAAUGAAAUAAUUUCAGGAAUUCAAGUAAUUAAAAUGUACACUUGGGAAAAACCUUUCGCAAGCUUCGUAGAAUAUGCAAGAAGAAAAGAAAUAAACGAGAUUAAAGGAUCAUCGUACUGCAGAGCAGUGAUGGUAUCUUUUGCGUCUUUCCAUACUAGGAUUGCAUUAGUAUUCAGUAUAUUUUCAUAUGUGUUACUUGGAAAUUAUAUAUCUGCCCAACAGGUAUUUGUAAUAACGUCAUAUUAUAAUUUAUUACGGACAACGAUGACAGGUUUUUUUCCACUUGGUCUUUCAGUAGUGGCGGAAACGUUAAUAUCCAUUAAACGACUUCAGAAAUUUUUAUUGUACGAAGAAAAACAAGAUCAAACAGUUUAUCACUCAAAAUCUGAUAAUACAAAUGCUAAUGGUGACAGAAAAGUCAUAUAUACUAAUGAUAAUUUGGCACCGGUUGAUAUAAAAUCUAAUGACAAUGAAGUUCCUCAAUUAAAUAACAUUGGAAUUGUUGUAACCAAUGCCACAGCUAAGUGGUUAGAUUCUCAAACUGAAAACUCACUAGAAAAUAUUAACCUAAAUGUAAUACCUGGUCGAUUAGUUGGAGUAAUUGGCCCAGUGGGAUCAGGAAAAAGUUCAUUAUUACAAGCAAUUUUACGAGAAUUACCAUUAUCCAAAGGAAAAAUUACAGUUAACGGUGUAGUUUCUUACGCAUCACAAGAACCAUGGUUAUUUGCUGGUUCUGUAAAACAAAAUAUACUAUUUGGUUCAGCAAUGGAUCAUGAACGUUAUGAAAAAGUUAUACAAGUUUGUGCAUUGAAAACUGACUUGAAACAGUUUCCAUAUGGCGAUAAAACGAUUGUGGGAGAAAGAGGAGUUUCUCUCAGUGGUGGACAAAGGGCGAGAAUAAAUUUAGCACGAGCUAUAUACAAACAAGCGGAUAUUUAUUUAUUAGAUGAUCCUCUAUCAGCUGUAGAUACUCAUGUUGGCAGGCAUUUAUUUAGAAAAUGUAUAAAAGGAUAUCUUAGAGAUAAAACUUGUAUUCUUAUUACCCACCAAAUACAAUACUUGAGUAGUGUUGAUCAAAUUAUUCUAAUGGAUAAAGGAAAUGUAUUAAUUGAGGGAUCGUAUGAUGAACUUCAGAAAUCGGAUUUAAACUUUACGAAAAUGCUUGGAUCACCAAUAGAAACAACGAUUGUAUCUCGUAAUGAAAGUAUUAAAAACAAUACAAAUACUAACAAUCGCCGAAUAGGUUAUAAUCGACAAGUGUCUAUACAAAGUGUCACAUCAUCAAUUGAAGAAUUCCAAUUCAAUGAAGUUCAAGAACAACCUGUCGAGGUAUCCGAAAAUCGAACUUCUGGAAGUGUAUCAAAAAGUGUUUAUUCGUCGUAUUUCUUUGCUAGUGGAAAUUCUUGUAAAAUAUUUUUUUUCUUUAUCAUAUGUAUUUUGACACAAGUACUGGUAUCAAGUGGGGAUUUUUGGUUGACCUAUUGGGUUAAUCUAGAAGAACGUGUUUUUUAUAGAAUGAGAACCGCAUCCGAUACUGAUGAACCGAAAUUCUUGUGGUGGUCAAUUUCUCGAGAUACGUGUUUCAUUGUUUUCAUUGUUUUAACUUUGAUUAUGAUAGUUGCGAUUAUCAUCAGGUCCAUUUCAUUCGUAUCAGUUUGUAUGAAAUCUUCAAUGAUAUUACACAAUAAAAUGUUCACUGCUAUCACAAGAGCUACAAUGUAUUUUUUUAAUACAAAUCAAUCAGGACGUAUUCUUAACCGAUUUUCAAAAGACAUGGGAGCUAUUGAUGAAUUGCUACCAGUAACAUUAAUGGAUUGCCUACAAAUUGGGUUAGUAUUAAUAGCAAUUGUAAUUGUUAUUGGAAUUAUAAACUUUUACCUUAUGGUACCUACUUUUAUCAUUGCAAUAAUAUUUUACAAAUUUCGAGUAUUCUAUUUGUCAACUUCCCGCAGUAUCAAACGAUUGGAAGGAGUUACAAGAAGUCCAGUAUUUACCCAUUUGAACGCAUCGCUUCAAGGUUUAACCACAAUAAGAGCAUAUGGAGCUGAAAAACUUUUAUGUGAUGAAUUUGAUAACCAUCAAGACCUACAUUCUUCGGCUUGGUAUAUAUUUAUUUCUUCAAGUAGAGCAUUUGGUUUAUGGUUGGACAUAAUAUGUUUUAUCUAUAUAGUAAUUGUAACAUAUAGCUUCUUGAUAAUCGGAAAUACCACAUAUGGAGGAAAUAUUGGUCUAGCUAUUACACAAGCAAUUAGCUUGGCCGGAAUGUUCCAAUGGGGAAUGAGACAAUCAGCUGAAUUAGAGAACCAAAUGACUUCAGUUGAAAGAGUAGUUGAAUACACGAAUGCUCCACAAGAAGAUGCGCUUGAAUCAUCACCAGAAAAAAAACCUUCUGCGGAAUGGCCUAUGCAUGGGAAGAUAACUUUCCAACACUUUUAUCUUCGAUAUAGCAUAGAUAGUCCAUUUGUAAUCAAAAACCUUAAUAUAAAUAUCAAACCAAUGGAAAAAGUUGGAAUCGUAGGAAGGACUGGUGCUGGAAAGUCAUCAUUAAUUGGAGCAUUAUUUAGAUUAGCUAUUAAUGAAGGAAAUAUCAUCAUUGACGAUAUAGAAAUACACGAUAUAGGACUUCAUGAUUUGAGAUCUAAACUUUCUAUCAUUCCGCAAGAACCCAUUUUGUUUUCUGGAACAAUGCGAACUAAUUUACAUCCGUUUAAUGAAUAUCCAGAUCAUGUUCUUUGGAAUGCUUUAGAUGAAGUGGAACUCAGACAAAUUGUUGAAAAAUUACCUGAUGGUCUAAACUCUAAAAUGUCAGAAGGUGGUUCCAAUUUUAGUGUCGGCCAAAGGCAGUUAGUAUGUUUAGCUAGAGCUAUUAUUCGAAAUAAUAAGAUUCUUGUAAUGGAUGAAGCCACUGCUAAUGUUGAUCCACAAACUGAUGCAUUUAUCCAAAACACUAUAAGAAAUAAAUUCCGAAUGUGUACGGUGCUAACAAUUGCUCAUCGUUUAAAUACAGUAAUAGAUUCAGAUAAGGUACUUGUGAUGGAUGCAGGUACAAUGGUUGAAUUCGAUCAUCCAUAUAAUUUAUUGAAAGAUAAAAAUGGAUUCUUUUAUAAAAUGGUGGAACAAACUGAUCCAGCCAAUGUACAAUUGUUACAUAAUAUAGCAUCGGAGAGCUAUAACAGUAUGAUUUUAACAAAAGAACACCUUAUUAAAUCAUGAAAAAAAGAUGUUAUUGAUCUACAUAUUUUCAAAAACCAAUGGUUCCUUAUUAAUCUGUACGAAAUGAAUAUAGAUUAUAGCAUGAAUCAGAUAUUAUUCUAGUUAAUAGUGCUUUUUGAAAGCACUGAUAGAAUAUAAUUGUAUAUAUUAAAUUUAGAUUAUAUAGGAAAUAUUUAUUAAAUUUCCACUGUAAACUUAAACAUUAAUUUUGAAAUUAUGUUAUAAUACAUUUAUUAUAAAUUCACAAGA